Molecule: messenger RNA, 1284 nt
Organism: Onychostoma macrolepis
Lineage: Eukaryota; Metazoa; Chordata; Actinopteri; Cypriniformes; Cyprinidae
Product: EF-hand calcium-binding domain-containing protein 9-like
Exons: 4
Coding region: 59-670 (203 amino acids)
Biological process (GO): flagellated sperm motility
Cellular component (GO): cytoplasm; sperm principal piece
Molecular function (GO): calcium ion sensor activity
Source: RefSeq, a predicted model, not a curated record
GCAUUAAUUGUUUAUUGAUAGUGGAAGCGGUUAACAUUAAUCUAAUCUAAAGAGCAAAAUGAAGUUAAAAAAGGGGGUUUUCUUCGAAUAUUUGAAUUUAAACAAGUUUCAUUGCCUUCUCUCACUGACUAACACUAAAAUAAUUUAUGAUUAUUUUUGUCUUCUGGACAUUCAUGAGAAAAAAACACUGAAUGACAUUCAGUUCUACCAUUUCAUGAAGCAUGUGACAACAAUGGGGAAGAAACACAUAAUGCUGACGUUCGACAUGCUGGAUUGGGAUGCUGAUGGAGAAAUUGGUUUUGAGGAGUUUUAUAUGAUGGUCUGCAUUUUGCUCAGUAGUGAACACGAUGUGGAAGAGACCUUCAUCUGUCACCAUUUCCUCCCUGUCUUUGAGCUGUUGGAUAUGGACGGUAGCAAAACCAUCAACCUGAAAGAGUUUAAGGCAUCCGGAUUCCUUUUCAACCUCAAGGGUUCUGAUUUCAAAAAGAUUUUGAACCUGUUUGACAUCACUGGGGACGAGUGCCUGAAUCUGAGUGAGUUUCAGAAGUUUACCAUGAUGUGCAUGGAUGCCCAAAAGGAGUUUAAGAGAAAACGUGGAAAAUUACACCGUCUCGUGGACAUCUGCACAUAUUUUGCGAAAGAAGAAGAUGAACUUCAUUUACUUGACUGAGUAAAAUGUGCUUGAGAAAUAAAAUGAAGUGACUUCUGUUUAUUCUGUCUACUGUCUGAUGUAAUUAAUAGGAAAAACAAUAGUAGUAAUUGUAAGUAUCAAAAGUAAAAUAGAAGAGACAAUGAGGUAUUUGUUAAGAAUGAUAUCGCUUAUAUAUGUGGACUAGUCCAGACUAGUCACAUUUUUUACUCAAGUGAAAAUUUCUCAGGUUAUGUACAUUUCUGUUAAAGAUACAUACCUUUACACUUUGGCUACACAAAAGCUGUUUAUAUAUUUCCACUACAAAUGCCCAUGAAAGAUAUAGAGUUCAUUAUCUGUGCACCAUGUGAGGCUGUCACAAUGGAAUCUGUUGUCAGUCAAUUUUGUAGGCUUUUCAGUAAAAUGUGAACAGCAAUUCAAUUUUGAAAGUUUCUACCAUGAUAGUUUAUUGAGUGAAACUGAGCUUUCACAUACAUACAAAGCAGAGACAAGAGAGGAGGGAGAGAGUUUACUUCCCACAUUUACCACUAAAAGGGAAACUGACAGUCACCUUUAGCAGCUGACAACAGUGCUCUGUGACACACUGUCCUUUCUGAAUCUCGAUUACAUUUGACAUUUAGUAUAACUUACAGUUG